Bemisia tabaci is the source of this 5076-nucleotide messenger RNA. Lineage: Eukaryota; Metazoa; Arthropoda; Insecta; Hemiptera; Aleyrodidae. The record is from RefSeq and is a predicted model, not a curated record.
UGCUCGUUUGUGGUACUUACUGCCGACCCAAGCCUACUCUGUGACACCUGCAAAACUCAAACCGUGGACAACCGUAAUCAAAGUUUGUUAUCGCGUCUCUAAUUUGCCUUUUCCGCCGCGAAGAAGUUGCUUUUCGAACUAUAAUCCGGAGAUUUUAAACUCCUGCCGUUUUCGUUCUCUUAGUGCCGUCACCAUUACGUCGUUCGGACUGAAAGCACUCCAACACUUUCACCCUCGUUUCAGGUUAUCUCUAAUCUUGCCGGCUCAUUUGCACGUAAGUGCGCUUCGCGCUGUUAAUAUCACUGUUUUUAAAAUGGCAGAAAAGAAACCUUUCGAAAGAUUACCAAAAACUGUGAAGCCCUCUCAUUAUGAACUGUUCCUUCAUCCCGAUUUAAAGACAUUAACGUUCGAUGGGAAGGAAACUGUCAAAAUUGAGAUUCUCUCAGCAGUCGACAAAAUUGUGCUUCAUGCUGCAGAUUUGAGUAUCAAAGAUGCGGUUCUGACACUAGCCAAUGGAGAAACUGUUACGUCAGAAGUCUCUUUAACACCUGAGGAUGAGCUUGCCACUUUUUCCUUCCCGAAGAUGCUGCCUCCGGGCCCUGCUUCCUUGUCAUGUUCAUUUGUUGGAGAACUUAAUGAUAAAAUGAAGGGCUUUUACCGCAGUAAAUAUAUCAGUUCUGCCACAAAAGAGGAAACUUAUGCUGCAGUUACUCAAUUUGAAGCAACGGAUGCCAGAAGGUGUUUCCCGUGCUGGGAUGAGCCAGCUGUCAAAGCAAUCUUCAGUAUAACCCUAUGUGUACAACCAAACAGAGUUGCUCUCUCUAACAUGCCAGUGGUCGAAGAGUCGACUGAUGCAAAUGGUAAUAAAGUCCUGAAAUUUGCUCCAACCCCUGUGAUGUCUACUUAUUUAGUUGCUGUGGUUGUCGGUGAAUUCGAUUACAUCGAAGAUAAGUCUGAUGAUGGAGUGCUAGUCAGAGUUUACACUCCAGUUGGGAAGAGUGACCAAGGGAAAUUAGCCCUUCAUAUUGCCACGAAGGUGUUACCGUUCUAUAAGGAAUAUUUCAAAAUUGCAUAUCCGCUUCCCAAAUUGGAUUUGAUUGCAGUCGCCGACUUCUCAGCAGGUGCCAUGGAGAACUGGGGUCUAAUAACAUUCCGGGAAUCCUGCGUGCUAGUAGAUGAAGUUAAUUCAUCCACAUCCACAAGACAGUGGGUCGCCAUAGUUGUAGGCCAUGAAAUUGCCCACCAGUGGUUUGGUAACCUCGUAACGAUGGAGUGGUGGACUGAUCUUUGGCUCAACGAAGGGUAUGCAUCCUUCACCGAAAACUUCUGCGUGGAUCAUUUGUUUCCUGAAAUGGACAUUUGGACGCAGUUUGUGACCAGUGAGCACAUUAAGGCACUCGAGUUAGAUGCUAUGAAAAACAGUCAUCCUAUUGAGGUUCCUAUCGGUCAUCCAUCUGAGAUUGACGAAAUCUUUGACAACAUUUCCUACUAUAAAGGUGCCUCUGUCAUCCGUAUGUUACACAGAUACAUUGGUGAUGAUGAUUUUAGAAAAGGAAUGAAUUUGUACCUAACAAGACAUUCUUACAGCAACACAUUUACAGAAGACCUUUGGUUAGCACUGGAAGAAGCGAGCUCAAAACCUGUGAAAGAUUUAAUGUCAACGUGGACCAAGCAAAUGGGAUUUCCUCUGAUUAACAUUGAAUCUUGUAAGCAGGUCAAUAAUUCUAGGGAAAUUGUGCUUUCUCAGUCAAAAUUCUGCGCGGACGGAUCAAUAGAUGAUCAAAAUAGUCUUUGGUUGGUACCCUUAUCUUUUUCAAAAUCAUCAGCCCCUACAGAAGAAUGCUUCAAAGCUGUUUUGAAAGGUCCGAAGGCAACUUUCACCAUCCCGAACAUAGAAGCUAACGAGUGGAUCAAGUUAAAUCCAGGAACAUAUGGUUUCUACCGGACAAAGUAUCCCCGAGAGUUACUUCAACAAUUUGUUCCAAGCAUCGAGAGUAAAACCUUACCUCCUCUUGAUCGAAUCGGCCUUCUGGACGAUUUGUUUGCCUUGGUGACAAGUGGGAAAGCUUCCACUGUCACUCUUAUGGAGCUGAUACUUGCCAUGAUAAAUGAAGACAAUUACGUUGUCUGGUCUACGAUCAGCAAUUGUCUAGGAAAGAUUUCCGUUCUCAUUUCAAGCACUGAGUUCGAGCUCCAAUAUCAUAAAUUUGGGCGCACUUUACUUUCAAAGAUUUACGAGAAGACUGGUUGGACAAAGAAAGCUAAUGAAAGUCAUCUAGAUACCCUUUUGCGGCCGUUAGUAAUCGGAACUCUUGGUCUGUAUGGUGACGAAAGAGUCAUCGCCGAAGCUAAAAAGAAAUUUGAAGAACACAUCAGUGGUAAAGCCACAAUACCUGCAGAUUUAAGAAGUGCCGUCUACAAGGCUGUUCUGUCAACUGGUGAUGAAACAACGUUCGAAACUUUGCUGAAGUUGUAUCGGAAAGAAGAGUUACAUGAAGAAAAAGAAAGGAUAAGCAACUCUUUGGGUGCAACUAGAAAACCUGAGCUGCUGUCUCGAGCUUUAGAAUUUGCAAUCUCUGAUGAAGUAAGAGCACAGAAUGCUGCGUUUAUAGUUAUUUCCGUUGGAUUGAGAGCAAAAGGAAGGGAGCUUGCUUGGGAAUUCAUCAAGAAUAACUGGAAAACGUUCCAAAAUAUGUAUGAGAAUGGCCCCCUUCUCAUCAGGUUAGUCAACCGAUCCACAGAAAAUUUCGCCAGCGAAGAGAAGGCUCAAGAUGUAGAAAGUUUCUUCAAGGAGAACCCGUGGCCUGGCUUUGAACGAACGAUACAGCAAAGUGUUGAAUCUAUCAGGUUAAAUGCAGCAUGGCUGAAGCGUGAUCGUGAUUCUAUUCAAGAAUACCUUUCCAAGCUGUAAAUGUCUUCAAAAUGAAGUAAUUUAACCAAAAUACCAUCUACCAUGCAGCAAAAAUAAGGACGAUCGUGGAACCUUUUGUACAAAUAAUUAUAAUUACCAUUACCAGAAGAGGUGCGGUGGUGUCAACUUUCCCCCUCCGGAAAAAAUUGUUUUUGCUGUCAUUAACAACUGCAAAAAUUUCCUUUAAAGAGCGAAUCUUUUCAGUGCCUACUAAUUGACUUCAGUGUCUAAAUUUUAAGCUUUAAUCAGAAUCAUGAAUUGAUUUUGAAAAGAACAAUGAGCCAAUCAAUGUCUUGGUUAGCUGUGAAUUGAAUAAACAUUUUUAUAUUCAGUCAAGCAAGUGUAAAUAAUGAUUACCAGAUCAUGCAUGACGAGUCACACGACUCCAACUAUUUUCACAAACUAUUUUCUACAAUUCACUAAAUCUUCAUUGUAAUAUUUUGGAUCAUUUUUUAAUUUGUUACAUGUAGAAAUGUUGAGCUGGGGCUCUUUUUUUUUGGGGGGGGGGGAGAAUCAUGUUAGUUCAUUGUUUGAUUAUUGCCAUAGAGAUCCUCUAGUUUCUGAUUUUAUUGAUCAAGAGUACAAAGCAUGGUUCCUCUUUAAAUCAACUUCUCCCUCUGUGUCCAAUGAAAUUGCUUCUUACAAACGACUAGAAGUUACCAAAGUGAGCCCAAGUUUUCCGUUUAUUUUGGAUUUGUCAGUUUUUUUGUCUUUAGAUGGUUGAGAUUUCGCUUUAAAUGUUAGAGAUGAACAUCUCCUAGGCAAAAUCUCAACUGUAUGGGAUGUAUCAGAGUCAGUGCCGUGUCAUUAUUUUUUUCAACUUUGGGAAAAUAUUCUGAGGAAAGCACGUAAUUCAAUAACAGUUUGCGGUUUAAUUUGCUUUUUUGAAAAUAAACUGUAAAGAUACAGUCCCAAAGAGAUUCAUCAACUUUAAUGACAUUGUCAUGAAGUGGAAACAAGAUGACGCCUCACUCAGAAUAUUAAAUUAUCUUGGAUAUGUUGGCCUAAAUGAAAAAAUGUUUAUUAAAAAAAGUAUAUUGAACUAAUAGACAUACCUUAUCUCAAGAAAUGCCUUCAUUGUUCUGCUCUUAAUUCAAGCGCUGAAUACUUUUAAAAAAAAAAAAAGAAGAAAAAAACUUCAGUCAAAACUGGGAUGUUAUCCUUCUUGGUCUUUACAUCAAGUAUAAAAGUAGAUCAAUUAAGUUUAUCUGCUACAAAACUUUCAACUCAGUUGGUCAUGUAGUUACUUACAGUGGCGUGGCGUGCUUUGCGAUUCAUCGAUUGAUACGCCACUCAAACCUAUGAAAAAAAAUAUCGAUUAUCAGGGUGUUCGCAGCGGACACCUUAGGAAUUGAUUCUUUACCAUAGCUUCAAAAGGCAAGAUAUCGAUAAUCGAUCAUUCACGCCACGCCACUGGUUACUUAAUUUUAUAUCUGUCUAAUUUUAUUUUAAAAAUUCAAUUGUAAAAUGCAGCAGUUCAUUUUUUGUGCCAAAGUAUCCUAAUUUGGCUUGUUCACUUGCACUCAGACAGAAAUCAUCAUUUGUCUUGAGACUGGUCAAUCUUCCACUAAACUCUAAUUUUUAAGUAUUAUCAGGCCUAGGAAAGUCUCACGUGUUUUUUUUGAUGUAACAGUCCCCUAGUGCCACAAAAAAUAGGUACCUACGUUACUUUGUGUGACCAGUGAGAGAGAAGUGGAAAAAAUAAGAUAAAAAAUAUUGUAACAAUCCGAAUGUAUUGCCAUGGAUCAAAGUGCAAAAUGCAUCAAAGGAUCGCUCAAUUGUGCAGAAAGUAGGUCCAAUUCUCUAAUGCUUAACAUUUGGUAUUGCUUAGACCAAAUAUGUAGGUAUGUUAUGCACUGUUGCAUCUACUACUCAUUGUUACGGCUAACAAAUGUGUCCAAAAUAGGAAUAUCAAAGCUCUAAAGCUUUCAAGCGCCUUUGAGAUGGACAUUCUUUCAUUUCCUUUUUCUUUCUCCAAGACUUUUCAAGGAGCCUGUCAUGACAAUCUGCUUGUAUUUUUUUAUCUAUCUGAAAUUGGAUAAAUUACACUAUUUUUAAUUCUUCUUUGGUAGAAUUCCAUUCCUACCAUUGAAAAUGUGUUACCUGCAUAGAUUGUUUGUUGCAAUGUUCAGUAAACAUUGAAUACAGAAUGAUUCCUGCAUAAA